Messenger RNA from Falco peregrinus (peregrine falcon), 462 nucleotides. RefSeq names its product motilin (gene MLN). The record is from RefSeq and is a predicted model, not a curated record. Gene Ontology annotation, molecular function: hormone activity. The transcript has 4 exons. Gene Ontology annotation, cellular component: extracellular region. Lineage: Eukaryota; Metazoa; Chordata; Aves; Falconiformes; Falconidae. Bases 16 to 462 code for a protein of 148 amino acids.
GUUCAGGCUCUCACGAUGGUUUCAAAGGUGGCGCCGGCCAGUUUGCUCUUGGUGUACACGGUGUCCAUGGUGGCUGAACAAACUGAAGGCUUUGUGCCCUUUUUCACCCAGAGCAACUUCCAGAAGAUGCAGGAGAACAAGAGGAACAAAGGAGCGCGGGGAAAAAAAAAAUCUCUAGCCUUACUGCAGCAGCUGGAAGAGAAAGGCUCCUCUGAGCAGUCUGGUGCAGAUGUCAACAAGGUCAGGACCAUCCAGCUAGCUGAUCCUGUCAGAGCUGGGAUGUGGCUCACCCCAAGGCAGCUGGAAAAAUACCAAGAUGUCCUGGAGAAACUGCUAGCAGAGACGUUACAGGACACCCCAGACGGCUGCAAAGUAUGCAGGGAACCUCCUUCCCCGGCAAACAUCCUGAGGACCCUUAUCCUGAUCCUGCCGAAAGCGGUGGCAAAGCUCCAGCCUGCUUGA